Molecule: messenger RNA, 2151 nt
Organism: Botrytis byssoidea
Lineage: Eukaryota; Fungi; Ascomycota; Leotiomycetes; Helotiales; Sclerotiniaceae
Exons: 3
Coding region: 1-1551 (516 amino acids)
Source: RefSeq, a predicted model, not a curated record
AUGGAUAGCUCUAUUAACAGAAGCUUAUCCCCUCCAACCCCAUUCCCUACUCUUGAAACAACCACUACUCCUCUUCCUACAACUACUUUACCAAGAAGAACAAGAUCGAGAUCAGAUACACUUCCUCCAUCAACUGAGCGCCCUCAAUUGGAGGAUUUAAUCCCAGCGUCACGCCGUGAUUCAAUCAAUUCAAAUACAUCCGAUUCAAGCCUUUUGAACGCAGAGCUCGAACGCCUUCGCGCAGAGGUCAUUCGACACGAUCGAGAGCUUCAAGAAUCUGGCAUCGGUCUUGGAAUUUACGGAGAAGGAAUCGCAGCAGAAAUUGAAAGUGAGGAAUUCAGUUACCGUGGUGUUCAGAGCGCCCGACCAUCUCCUCGUCUGCCAUCAGUUCGCCAGCCACUCCCAGUUGUUGAACACCCUCUUACUACUGAUUUAAGAGCCCGUCGUCGUGGAUCGGUUAUUCAUCAUUCUCGAUCAUCUUCUGUCUCUUCGCUCCCUUCUACUGAAGAUCUUCGAGCCUAUCCAGAACUCGACUACAGACCCAUUGUACAAGAGCCUUUCCACAAUCAAAUCCCACUUACUUCUUCUACCAACAAUCUUCCUCAACUCACUUCUGCGAUAUACGUUCCCCCACCUCGAGCACCCAAGACACAUAAGGAACGUAAGAUGAAUUAUCAGGGUUUCGGUGAUCCAAAUCAAUCCGGCCAACCAUCCAACUCUAGACAAGCACCGCCAUCGCCAGGUCAAGGUAUGGCUCAUACAAACGGAAUGAACGGUCAGAUGAACAUGGCCGGAAUGGCUAACAUGAUUGGCUUUCCAACUCCUGCUGGACAUCAAUCUGACCUUAAUUAUAUUAUGGUCAUGGUUGAAGAAUUGAGCCGUCUUUUGGCCGCCAAUCAGAAGAUUACCGAUAGUAUUCUUGAAAAGAUUGGAAAUGUUCGUCAACGAGCCAAAGAUAAGAAUUUGAGCAAUGACGAGCUCCUUGAUAUUGUUACCGAGGAAUUGAAUGCUGGUUCAGAGAAUCUUGAGAUUGAGAACGCCCAAUUGCGUAGAGAAGUCGAAUCAUCCAAGGCUGAUGCUGACGAAAAUUGGAAGUUGGUUCUACAUGCUGCUGGUAUCCUUGAAGAUAUCAAGGAGAAGGCCCACAAUUACAAAUUUCAACAUGAGAAGGACACUCUUGCCUGGCACAAGAGUUACCGUGAUCAACUCGCCCAAGAACGUAAAGAGAAUCUUGAACUUCGUUGCCACAUUGCGGACAUGCAAGCUCAUGCUGCAAAGGCCAAUGACUACAUUAAUCAGCUUCGUCGUUAUGCUUCCGAGCACAAGAUUAUUACUGAGCUCACAACUCAAGUUCAUCAAUACAAGGGUGAACGACGUUAUUGGAAGCGUAUGGCUUGUCCUGGUCUCAUUGAAGAUCCUAGCGAGUGGUCUGAUGGUGAAGGUGGAGCCACAGGUAAUAUCCCUGAGGCUGAAAAAAUCGCAUGUGCUCCGUGGAUCGCUGAACGUGAAGAGAUGGCACGCAUUCUUAAUGGCGAUGGUGGAUCAUCUUGAAUCUCUUCCUUUUGCAUACAAAAUUACGAUCAAAUGGCGUUGGGGAGGAUUUUUUACGGCACAAACCUGUCUCAUGAAAUUGGCGUAAUGGAAUGGGUAUACCCGAUUUCUUUUACUCGAUAGCAUGUACAUCUGCAUGGAUGAAUGGAUGAACGGUCAUGGCUAAGGGAAACUUGUUUGAUGAAAUUCUUGUAUUAAUGUAUUCUGGUUGCACAUUGGGAAUGGGAAUGGAGCCAGCGGUUUCACGCUGUGCAUCAAAUGUGGCGAAUCUGGUUUCUCUUCUACUUGACGGCAAACACUCACGAUAUCACAACUCGCUCUCUUUUCUGAGAUCAUCUUUCUUUUCUAAUUUCCUUCUUUUUUGAAGCGAAAUCAAGGAAAUGUAAAAGGUGCAGAGAUGUCGAUGGGUUGACUAAGGACUUUCCCAAGAUUUUAUAAAAUGAAAUACUUGAAUAGGAUUGUGAUGCGAUCUUUGGGUUGUUUUGUCUGUUGGUAGAUGGAUAGUUUUUUAGUCACUUAAUUACAUGAUAGUUUAGUUAAUUCGGAAUGAGUGGAUAUGCAUUUGCGCAUACCUACCUAAUUCAUAUACUCUUCUCUUCG